GCGAACCACAGGCUCGCAAGCUCCACCGACCAUGACCGAGGUUGCCUGAUGCAAUGGGAUGACAUCAAGAGACGGAUUCAGAUGAUGACGCGGGCCGAAUCGAGGCUUAUCGGAAGACACAGAGACAAGAAUAGAGGGCAACAGCCAUCACAAGCAGAUCUAUAUAAACAGGGAUGUGAUCUCUGGAGAUUGAUCGUUCGAAUGCGAUAGACAAAACCCCAGCUACCGAUAUAUCCACCAUGGUCGUCAACAUCACCGCCGAAGAUCCCCAGCCCACCAUCCACAGCCACAUCAAUGGCACCACCAACGAGAUCCUCGAUCGGCUCUGCGUGACCGAGCUUCUCAAAGGCUGGCCGGUAUACCGAGACGCCUCCGAAUGGGCCCAUUACCGUAACUGCUUCGCCGAGCAGGCGUACAUCUUCACAACCUGGAGCGGCGGUAUGCCCAUCGAUGAAUUCAUCGAAGUCUCCAAGAAGGGCCGGCGCAAUGGGGACCACAUCAUGCACCGCGAGAACGGCACCCUCGUCGAGCUCAACCCGGCGACCGGCCGCGCCGUGGGCAAGAUGAAGGCCACCAUCACCCAGCGCUUCGACUUCAACGGGGUGGAGUGUGACGUCGAAUGCGACUGUCGCUUUAUCAUGUGGUGCCAGAAGGAUCCGGCGGGCUGGAAGGUGCACUACAAGCGUCUGUUUUACGAGAAGGACAAGAUCCUGCCCGUCGACGGCAAGAAUGUCCCCGAGUUUUCGGCGGAGGAAUUGGCGCCGUACCCUUAUGGGUAUCGGUAUCUGGGCGCGGCGCAGGCCCGGCUGGGCCAUAAGAUCAAGCUGGACUUGCCGACGAUGGAGGAUAAUGAGAAGUUCCGCGGCAUGUACGAGGCCAUGGAGAAGUGGCUGAGAGGGGAGGACAUCAAGGAGACGUUGGGGAUUCCGCUGUGAUUGCUGCGAUUGAUUGUGAUGGAGGAGAUUUUUUAUAGGGUGUGGAUGGUUUGGCUCUUGUGUGUGGUGAUUUAGGCGCAUUUCCUUUCAAUGGAUGUUGGGUCUCUUUGCUUGAUUGCAGCCAACUUGCAUGGAUUAAUAAUGAGUCACGAGUCUUGUAUAUGAAGUUUGUUGUUGCAGAUCAUCAUUGAUAGCAUUGCGGGGUAUAUUCCUCUGCUUUCCUUUCCUUCCCUCACUGCCUUGUC
This is a messenger RNA of Aspergillus fijiensis CBS 313.89, 1180 nucleotides long. Its product is annotated as nuclear transport factor 2 family protein. The record is from RefSeq and is a predicted model, not a curated record. Lineage: Eukaryota; Fungi; Ascomycota; Eurotiomycetes; Eurotiales; Aspergillaceae. The transcript has 2 exons. Bases 240 to 935 code for a protein of 231 amino acids.